Messenger RNA from Nanorana parkeri, 781 nucleotides. It is a transcript of the gene CAPSL, whose product is annotated as calcyphosine like. Lineage: Eukaryota; Metazoa; Chordata; Amphibia; Anura; Dicroglossidae. The record is from RefSeq and is a predicted model, not a curated record. The transcript has 6 exons. Gene Ontology annotation, molecular function: calcium ion binding. The coding region runs from base 68 to 694 and encodes 208 amino acids.
UGCAAGCUGCGUCCAUAGUUUCAGGAGGAAGGCUCCGGCUGCUGUUAGGAGGAUCCGAACCCCGAAGAUGGCAGGUACAGCCAGACAUGAUCGAGAGAUGGCCAUGCAGGCCAAGAAGAACCUGACUACUUGCGCAGAUCCGUUGGAAAAACUGAGAUUACAGUGUCUGUCCAGGGGCUCCGCUGGGAUCAAGGGCUUAGGAAGGGUAUUUAAGAUCAUGGAUGAUGAUAACAGCAGGUGUCUGGAUUUCAAAGAGUUUCUGAAGGGCCUGAAUGACUAUGGAGUGAUGAUAGACAAAGAGGAAGCUCAACAGCUUUACGGCAAAUUUGACAGAGACGGUAGCGGAUCGAUAGACUUUGAUGAAUUCCUCGUCACGUUAAGGCCGCCGAUGUCCAAUGCCAGGAAAGAGAUCAUCUUGCAGGCGUUUAGGAAGCUCGACAAAAGCGGAGAUGGCGUUGUAACGAUUGAGGAUUUACGCGGAGUGUAUAACGCAAAAUACCAUCCAAAGUACCAGAACGGGGAGUGGACAGAAGAUCAGGUCUUCAGGAGCUUUCUAGAUAAUUUUGAUUCUCCGUACGAUAAAGAUGGACAGGUGACUCCGGACGAAUUCACAAACUACUAUGCCGGAGUUAGCGCGUCAAUCGAUACCGAUGUAUACUUUAUCACCAUGAUGAAGAACGCCUGGCGACUCUAAGUGUUACAAAAGAUGAAUUCCUGAACUAUUAUUCUGGAGUCAGCGCCUCAAUCGACAGCGACGUCUACUUUGUACUGAUGAUGAAGA